AUCCGCCAAACAGAAGAAGACGUACGCGCAUGUAAGUAGAGAUUGACUGUGGCAAUAAGCAGCAGAGAUGUUCCGGCCCAAGCCCACGUUGAAGGACAGACAGCACCUGUACAGGCUGAUCAUCAGCCAGCUACUGUAUGAUGGCUACACCACCAUUGCCAAUAGUCUGAUCAAUGAGGUCAAGCCUCAGAGUGUGGUGUCUCCAUCUGAGCAGCUCAUGCAGCUGGCUAAGACAGGAAUGGAGAAUGAUGACAGCGCUGUCCAAUAUGCUAUUGGUCGCUCGGACACUGUGGCGCCUGGUGUGGGCAUUGACCUAGAGUUUGAUGCAGAUGUACAGACCAUGUCCCCAGAAGCAUCAGAGUAUGAGACCUGCUAUGUGACGUCCCAUAAGGGUCCAUGUCGUGUCGCAACCUACAGCCGUGAUGGGCAGCUCAUUGCGACGGGCUCUGCCGAUGCCUCGAUUAAGAUCCUGGACACGGAACGCAUGUUGGCCAAAAGCGCCAUGCCACUAGAGGUGAUGAUGAAUGAAACGGCCCAGCAGAACAUGGAGAACCACCCUGUAAUCAGAACACUGUAUGAUCAUGUGGAUGAAGUCACCUGUCUGUCUUUUCACCCAACCGAGCAGAUCCUGGCCUCUGGCUCCCGUGAUUACACCCUCAAACUCUUUGAUUAUUCAAAGCCUUCUGCAAAAAGAGCCUUCAAACACAUACAGGAAGCUGAAAUGUUGCGCUCCAUCUCCUUCCACCCCUCUGGGGAUUUCUUACUGGUGGGCACGCAGCACCCCACUCUGCGCCUAUACGACGUCAACACUUUCCAGUGUUUCGUGUCCUGCAACCCUCUAGAUCAGCACACAGACACCAUCUGCGGAGUCUGUUACAAUCCCAGCGCCAACACCUACGUCACCUGCAGCAAAGACGGUAGCAUCAAACUGUGGGACGGAGUGUCUAACCGAUGUGUGACCACUUUUGAGAAAGCUCAUGACGGCGCUGAGGUCUGUUCGGUCGUCUUCUCCAAGAACUCCAAAUAUAUUCUGUCAUGUGGAAAGGAUUCUGUCGCCAAACUGUGGGAAAUUUCCACAGGCAGGACUUUGGUAAAGUACACAGGUGCGGGGCUCAGUGGGCGACAAACACACCGCACUCGGGGUGUGUUCAACCACACAGAGGACUACGUGCUACUUCCGGAUGAGCGAACCAUCAGUCUGUGCUGCUGGGAUUCAAGAACCGCAGAGAGGAAGAACUUGCUCUCCUUGGGUCACAAUAACAUAGUGCGCUGUAUCGUUCACUCGCCCACCAAUCCAGGCUUCAUGACCUGUAGCGAUGACUUCAGAGCUCGUUUCUGGUAUCGCCGCACAACCACCGACUGAGGGAUGCUUGUUUGCCUUAAAACAAAAUGAGAAUCAGUCCAUCAGCUGGUCACAAACUGUUAAAUGGAUAGUUCACCCAAAAAGGAACAUUUUGCCAUCAUUUACUCAUCAACAUUUUUUAUCCGUGGAACACAAAAGGAGAUGUUCGGCAGAAGUUCAGUCUCAGUCACCAUUCACUUACACUGUUUGGAAAAAUGAUGCAAUGAAUGGUGAAGCUGUCAGUCCCUAACGUUCUGAAUAAAAUAACUCUAUAUUUAAAAUAAAGUCAUACAGGUUUGGUACAACAUGAGAGUAAAUGAUGACUGAAUUUAAAUUUUUCGGUGAACAUUCCCUUUAAUGGGUCUUUUUGUCAGUAGACUUCACUGGCUUUAUCACCAAUGCUGUAUAUCAUUUAACGUUUUUUUUUUUUUUUUUUAAAGCAGCAGAGAGUUUGUUGUCUCUGUUAUGACUGUAGUACCUUAGGCGGUGCUGUUUUACAAAUGAAAAUAAGAUGCAACUUUUCAGAUUUUUAGGAUUUUACUUAUUGGAUUUAAGACCACUUCUAUUCAUUUAGUCUUGAAUUUGCGUUGAUAUAGCAUUUACAGCUAGAUCAUUUUUUUUGUUGUUAUUUGUAUAUUUGGCAACAGCGUAGAUUAGGAUUGCUCUAAAUGGCAAGUGCCUAAAUGUUGCAUCUUUUCACUUUCAAUUUGUGUACUGUGCUCUUUUAUAUUAAAAGCCUCUGGGAGAAAAGA
Messenger RNA from Myxocyprinus asiaticus (Chinese sucker), 2094 nucleotides. Its product is annotated as cleavage stimulation factor subunit 1. Gene Ontology annotation, molecular function: protein binding; RNA binding. The coding region runs from base 68 to 1363 and encodes 431 amino acids. The record is from RefSeq and is a predicted model, not a curated record. Lineage: Eukaryota; Metazoa; Chordata; Actinopteri; Cypriniformes; Catostomidae. The transcript has 6 exons. Gene Ontology annotation, biological process: mRNA 3'-end processing. Gene Ontology annotation, cellular component: mRNA cleavage stimulating factor complex.